UAAGUAAUUAUCUGGACUGUGGAUUUUUUCUCUGUUCUCUGCAUAUCGUUUAUGAAAUCCCAGGCACAGAAUGCUAGAACCUUACAAACAGCUGAACAAAUUUUAAAUGCAUUAAAAACGUUGCCUAUGAAGACAUCUUAUUCUUUACAUAUCCUUUUAUUUAGGGAAGUCUGGUUACUAAAGGACAUGGAAAACCGGACAUUUCUAUACCUGUUACUGGACAAGGUGCAGUCCAAUUCUUCAGUCAUCAGUAAGAUCUGGAUGAGAGCCUUGUUUAUAUUUAGGAUCCUGAUUCUGGCAACAGCAGCUGAAAUGGUCUGGGCAGACGAGCAGCCCAGAAUUGUGUGCAAUACACAACAACCUGGUUGUGAUAUUGCCUGUUAUAACUACUUCAUCCCCAUCUCUCCGAUUCGCUACUGGAUCAUUCAGGUAAUUGUCGUGUCCAUGCCGACAUUACUGUACCUGUGCCACGUCAUCCAUGUUGUCCACAAAGAGAACACCCAGCGAGAGAGAAUUAAACAAAAGCAUGAUGGUGAAACCAAAGACAGUUCCACAUACAUACCUAAGAACGGUCAAGGGAAUAUCCAGUACAACCUGUUUGCGAGCUCCUUUACUCGUGUUUUUUUCAAGAUCGUCUUAGAGCUCGCUUUCAUCACGGGUCAUUACUACCUAUACGGCUUGUUCAUGAGGCCUCAGUUUAGCUGCCGUCAAAAUCCAUGUGUUUUCAUAGUGGAUUGCUUCAUGUCACGUGUAACGGAAAAGAACAUCUUCAAUAUCUUCAUGUUAGUGAUAGCAUGUGUGUCCCUGCUGCUCAGUGUGAUCGAGGUCUUUUACCUGCUCUGCAGUGACACGCACUCUUUUUCUGGAAAGCGGGGAAUGAGAACAUCUACCGAAAAUAUCAACAGUUUAUAAUGGCAGCCUAUAAACUGGAGCAUCUUAGAUCUGAAUUUCCUCCAGAGCAAAACAAAAUGAAUUAAAAUCACAGGUUUUUUUUUGUCAUGUUAUUAAAUACUUUCAUGAAUUUAUGGCAACACCUGUAUACUGUAAGAAUGUUAUGCAAAAUAUAUAUAUAAUUUUAAAUUUCUAAUAUUAUUUGUCACAUAUAUGAACAUAGACAGUAUGACAUGUAGUGAAAUGUAAUAUAAAAUUUGUAAGUAAACACAAACAUAAAUAUAUAAGAAAAAUCAACAUAGAUCUGUAAAUCUAAAUAUAAAAGACACAAUAAAGAUAAAUAAAAAAAUAAAAAUUAAACAUAUCUGUACUUUCUAUUAUUGGCACCCCUCAAAUUUUUCCUGAAAAUGAAGUAUUUCUCAUAGAAAAUAUUGCAAUUACACGUUUUGCUAUACACAUGUUUAUUUCCAUUGUGUGUAUUAGAGCAACACGCACACAUUCAAAAAACACGAUAUAUGGUAUAUGGUAUAUACAGGAAUAUGAUAACAGGUUUUGUUUAUUUAAAUCUUUUUGCCUGACCCAAAAAUUUUUUUUUGCAGUUUGGUUUAUUUAUCAGUUGCAAUAAAUCUCGUUAGCACUUGCAA
Molecule: messenger RNA, 1535 nt
Organism: Tachysurus fulvidraco (yellow catfish)
Lineage: Eukaryota; Metazoa; Chordata; Actinopteri; Siluriformes; Bagridae
Product: gap junction Cx32.2 protein-like
Exons: 2
Coding region: 52-912 (286 amino acids)
Biological process (GO): cell communication
Cellular component (GO): connexin complex
Source: RefSeq, a predicted model, not a curated record